GGUGAAUGACUCUGGACCCCAAUGACCAGCCAUGUCCAACAUAGAUCGCAGCAGAUCCUCCAGCUUUAGCAUUUGGACAGACAGGCUCUCACCAUGAGGCCAGGUCUUAUUCUACUGGCACUGGCGGUGCUUUCUGCUACAUGUCACUCACAAGAGUCAUGUGUGAACCGCUGUGAGUAUGGCUUUGAUGCUCGGAAGACUUGCCAGUGUGACUCCAUGUGCAGAUACUACAAGAGCUGCUGUUCGGAUUACGAGACCGCCUGUCGUAUGCACAUCCGUGGAGACACAUUUGUGUUUGCUGAGGAUGACGAUGAGCAGAUGAACACCACUGAGGGCACAGGGAGGGCCCAAUCACGAGAGAGGCAACCAGCCCCCUUCAGCACUCCCAUGGCUGCCACAGAAGCAGGAACAGAAGCAGCCAGCACAGCAGGCACCACGCCACGCCCCACACACGACUCCCCUGAGAGUGCAGAACAUAUUCUUGCCACCGUUGUUCCUCCAAUUACCACUGAUGAUCCAAAUACCACUAUUGUAGCUGCGCCAAGAACCACCGAUGUUCCAGAUAUCAAUCAUAUAACUGCGCCAAGCACCACCGAAGUUUCAGAUAUCAAUCAUAUAACUACGCCAAGCACCACUGAGGCUCCAAGUAUCACUGCCACGGUGCCAGGUACCACUGACAUGUUUACCAGCACUGAUCAUGACCGAACCAGUCCCUCUGCUGCUGCCAUCACAGAGAUCCCACCUACUGAGCAAGAAACUCCAACUCCUGAGCCAAAGCCAACACAUGCGCUAGAUCCGGAUGCGAAUGCUUGUAGUGGCAGAGCCUUUGAUGCCUUCUUGCAACUAAAGAAUGGCACAAUCUUUGCAUUCAGAGGGGAGUACUUCUUUGGGCUGGAUGACAAAGCACUGCUGCCAGGCUACCCCAGACUCAUCAAGGAUGUGUGGGGAAUAUCUGGACCCAUAGAUGCUGCCUUCACCCGCAUCAACUGCCAGGGCAAAACAUACAUCUUCAAGGGAAAUAAAUACUGGCGGUUUGAAGAUGAGGUGUUGGAUGAUGACUACCCGCGAGACCUCACUGUAGGGUUUGAGAAGAUACCUGAUGAUAUAGAUGCUGCCUUUUCUACCCCUGCACAUGGCCACCAUGGCAAAGAGAAAGUCUACUUUUUCAAAGGCGAUCAAUAUUACCAGUAUGAGUUCAAACAUCAGCCAACUCACGAGGAAUGCAUACAGAUGUCCUUAAGAUCUCCCUCUGUGCCUUUCCUUCAGUACACCAACAUGUACUAUGACAGCUGGGAUGGGCUUUACAGCACCCUCUUUGAAGGAUUCCCAGGGCACCACCAUGGUCCCCACUUCAUUAACAAGGACUGGAAAGGGCUCAAAGCCCCGAUCGAUGGCGUGAUGGCGGGGAGGCUCUAUAUCGCCCCGCGACCCCCAGGAAGGCAGUACCCCAACAGGAACAACAACCAGCAGCAGUGGGGGCAGGACUGGGACCAGCAGUGGGUGCCCCGGCGCAGGCAGAACCGCUCCCCGCAGUGGCAGCCCAUGGCCCAGUGGGGGGCGAACAUCGGGAGGGAGUUCGCUGAGCGAGGGAUGAACAUCGGGAGGGAGUUCGCUGAGCGAGGGAUGAACAUCGGGAGGGAGUCCAUGGGGAGGGGCCGCGAUGACCGCUUGCGAGACAUGGAGGACCGUCGGCGAGACGAAGCGGAUCGUCGGCGAGACGAAGAGGAUCGUCAGAGGGACAGGUGGAGAGACGACCACAGGAGACGAUAUGACUAUGAUUACCGACACGACCCUCGGGAGGACUACUUCCUCGACAUGUUGCGGAAGAGUCAGCCGGUACAAAGUGUGUACUUCUUCAAAGGAGAUAAGUACUACAGAGUGGAUCUGCAGUCUAAAAGAGUUGACCCAGCAAGUCCUCCAUACCCAAGGUCCAUUGGCAAAUACUGGCUUGGGUGUAAGGAGAAACCUGGUGCAGAGAAGAAGUGAGCCCGAAGAGGGAAGAUUACCACACAUCAAAGACUACAUCACUGACAAAUAAAGUGAUCGAAUGUACCCUU
Clupea harengus (Atlantic herring) is the source of this 2057-nucleotide messenger RNA. RefSeq names its product vitronectin a (gene vtna). Gene Ontology annotation, biological process: cell adhesion mediated by integrin; immune response; cell-matrix adhesion. Gene Ontology annotation, molecular function: scavenger receptor activity; polysaccharide binding; extracellular matrix binding. NCBI's taxonomy places the organism in Eukaryota, Metazoa, Chordata, Actinopteri, Clupeiformes, Clupeidae. The record is from RefSeq and is a predicted model, not a curated record.